UGACUUCAUUCACACACCACUGUCCAUAGGGUAGUGUAUAGAUCUAUAGUACUCUGUUGUAUCAUCUAGGGGGAAAUCCUACAUCAUAACAAAUACAACAACAUCAACAUCAGGCUUUAUUUUUGCUAUUUCAAGACCUACCGUAUAUCAACCACAUAACCUUCAAAAUGCACAGCAAAGAUCAGAUCUGUCAUGAUGACUACCAGAAGACAGCCAGCUGGCUCCUGUCCCAGACGCAGCACAGGCCCAAAGUGGCCAUCAUCUGUGGCUCUGGACUGGGCAUGCUGGCUGAUGCUCUCAAAUGCCAGGACUCCUUCCCUUACUCCGACAUACCCGGGUUCCCACAGAGCACAGUGCAAGGACACGCUGGGAGACUGGUGUUUGGGGAGCUGAAAGGGAAGAUGUGUGUUUGCAUGCAGGGUCGUUUCCACAUGUAUGAGGGACACUCACUCUGUAAGACUACCUUUCCUGUGCGGGUAUUUAAGCUCCUGGGGGUAGAGACCCUGAUUGUGACCAAUGCAGCAGGCUCGCUGGCAGACAGCUACCAGGUUGGGGACAUCAUGAUCAUCAAAGAUCACAUCAACUUCCCUGGCCUGGCUGGGCUCAAUCCCCUCAACGGACCCAAUGAUGACAAGUUUGGUCCCCGGUUCCCUCCCAUGUCUGGUGUGUAUGACAAAGACCUGCGGAAAAUAGCCUUUGACCUCUGUAAGAGCAUGGGCAUCUCUCAGUUCGUCCAGGAGGGGGUUUACUGUAUGGUGGGAGGGCCCAACUUCGAGACCAUCGCAGAGGCCAGACUUCUUCACAGACUAGGGGUGAACGCUGUGGGAAUGAGCACAGCACCAGAGGUGGUGGUAGCCACCCACUGUGGCAUGAGGGUGUUUGGCCUCUCUCUCAUCACCAACAAGGUGGUCAAGAGCUAUGACGACACUGAGUCGGUCAACCAUGAAGCUGUACUGGAGAUCAGCAAGCUGCGCUCGCAAACCCUGCAGACGCUGGUCACCGAGCUGGUCGGCCGGAUGGACAUCAACAACAACACGGUCUGAACUGAAGAGAGCAAGAGGAGAUGAGACACCGAAACCUGUCGACUUGUCAAGAUGAAAACAUUCCACAGCGACACGACCAAUGUUGCAUCUGAAAUGGCACACUAUUCCCAAUUUAGUGCACUACUUUUGACCAGAGCCCAUGGCACCCUAUUUCCUAUAAGUAGUACACUAGAGGGUGCCAUUUCAUAUGCACAACAAGAAUCUCAAGAGGAUUUGUCAUAUUCACUCAAAAUCUUGCAGCUACAGGCCUAUUAUGCUACCAUGGUGCCCUGGUCAUCCUCUUGAAUAUUGUUUGGGUUAAAUCAACAAUAAUGUAAUCUGUUCAGUCUGUAAAUAUUGUACCAAAUGAUGUGUGUAACUUUAUACUGUCAUUUGUAUUUUGUGAUAACACAACUGAGGUUUAUCUGUGGUAUAUUUUGUAUUUGUUCUGAAAAACAGGU
Coregonus clupeaformis (lake whitefish) is the source of this 1483-nucleotide messenger RNA. Its product is annotated as purine nucleoside phosphorylase. Bases 168 to 1043 code for a protein of 291 amino acids. Gene Ontology annotation, molecular function: purine-nucleoside phosphorylase activity. The transcript is spliced from 6 exons. The record is from RefSeq and is a predicted model, not a curated record. Lineage: Eukaryota; Metazoa; Chordata; Actinopteri; Salmoniformes; Salmonidae. Gene Ontology annotation, cellular component: cytoplasm. Gene Ontology annotation, biological process: nucleoside metabolic process.